AUGAGAAAAUAUCAAUUAAUUGGACGGAAAGGUGGAAGGCUGUUUACGAAGAAGAAACAGAUUCAAUAUGACCUUUUACAUUUACACUCACUACCUUUAGAAAUACUACUAAGGAUCUUUAAUAAUUUACAAGAAGAUUUCAAUUCAUUAUUAUCAUUAGCAUUAACAUGUCAUAAAUUCUACAUCCUAAUAUGUAAAAAUUUACUUUAUAAGUCGAUUGAAUUUAAGACUCCAGGGAAGUUUCUCAAGUUUUCAAAUCAACAUUUGAAUCAAGAGGUCAGUAAUAAGAUUAACUAUAUUGAAACGAUAAAUUUCAUAAAUCCACAAAUUCCAAAAUCAUCAAAACAUAAGAUUACAAUUGCAGGUAGUUAUGCAGUCGAGUCAAACGAUCAAACUGUAAACACUCUAAGCUAUUCAGGUUUCAUUUCGUCAUUAAAGUCAUUGUUUACGCAAGCUUAUGGACUACGAUGUCUUGAAUUCAGUGAAAUUGCUCCAGAAUUUGCUUUCCCCAUUGAUUCAAAAAGUAGUGGUAGUAUAUGGCGAAGAAAAGUAUUUUCAGCCAAAAGGACGUUACCAAAACUAGUGCUUAAAUCUCAAUCUGGUUGGUCGAUUCCAUUAAGAAAUAUACAUCUAUCAUUAAUAUGUGAAUAUUUCGACGAAAUAAAAGAAUUGCAUUUGGUAAACUUUAUCAUUGAUCAACCUAUCGACCUAAAUAUCAAAAUUGAUUAUGUCCUUUUUGAAUCAUGUUCAUAUUCAACAAAAAAGUCUAAGGUACCAUGUACUAUAUUUAAGGACACCACCAGUCUCAAAUUGAAAAACGUAACCAAUGUUGCUCAAUUGUCGUUAAUAGAUUUGGUGAAAAUGAAUAAUAAGUUGAACAAGUUAACCUUAAACUUAAAAUCACCUGUAUUUUACACCAAUGGAGAAUUCAAUUUCACAAAAUAUAAUCCAUUUUUCAAAUUGUUGGGAUCUCAAGAAGGAGGUUAUUCAACAAUUACUACGCUAGUACUAAAAGAGUUUGAUUUGUUUGAUUAUCUUCAACAUGACGAUGUUCAUAGUCAAGAUGUCGAUUCAUGGGUGGAACCACCAACUAAUAAUUUUGAAACUUUCAUAACAUAUAUUUCCCAUAUUCCAAAUUUAACUUUAAUUUUAAAGAAGACUCCAAUUAAAGUUAAAACUUGUGUAAAGUGUGGUUUUAAAGAACAGGAUUUAGAUAAGAAGAUAGAAAGUCUAACGAAUGAAGAGUGGGAAAUAUUUUUGAAACCUUUAGAGUUUCAAAAAGACAACAACUUGAAAAUUUUGAAUCAUGAUUUGAACUGUUUAUAUUCUGUUUCAAAAAGUACAUAG
Messenger RNA from Lodderomyces pseudojiufengensis, 1347 nucleotides. RefSeq lists its product as uncharacterized. The transcript has a single exon. The record is from RefSeq and is a predicted model, not a curated record. Gene Ontology annotation, molecular function: protein binding. Bases 1 to 1347 code for a protein of 448 amino acids. Lineage: Eukaryota; Fungi; Ascomycota; Pichiomycetes; Serinales; Debaryomycetaceae.